AUGAAGGGUUCCCAACUCGUUGUGUCUAUCUUAAGCGCUCUGGUGCGCGUUCAUGCCGCCUUCCCAGACUGUACCAAGGCCCCACUUCUGGGCACGACGGUUUGCGACACAACCAAACCGCCAACCACUAGGGCGAAGUCGCUCAUCGCGAUGUUCACCACGGAAGAGAUGAUCGCAAACACGCCCUACAACUCCCCCGGUGUCUCUCGACUCGGUUUGCCAGCUUACACAUGGUGGUCUGAGGCACUGGUGAGCGAUGACUUACUGCCCUUCCAAAAGAAAUCUCACACAAAAGAACUGCAGCAUGGUGUCGCGUUUAGCCCAGGCGUGAGUUUCGCCGAUUCAGGCGAAUUCAGCUUCGCGACUUCUUUCCCGGAAAAUAUCCUUCUCGGUGCGACAUUUGAUGACGCACUCGUUGAAGCGGUCGCAAACGUAAUUUCCACGGAGGCCAGGGCGUUCAACAAUGUGGGCAGGGCAGGGCUGGACUUCUUCACGCCUAACAUCAACCCGUUCCGCGACCCACGAUGGGGUCGUGGUCUAGAGACGCCUGGCGAGGACAGUUUCCGUGACGCCCAAUAUGUCUUCAGUCUUGUCAAAGGCCUCCAGGGUGGCAUCAAUCCGUCGAUCUUCAAGGUUGUCGCCGACUGCAAGCAUUUUGCGGGGUAUGAUUUGGAAAAUUGGGAGGGAAACAGUCGGUUCUCGUUCAACGCGGUUAUUUCCCAGCAAGACAUGGCCGAAUAUUACCUCCAGCCAUUCCAAAGUUGCGUGAGAGACGCGAAAGUAGGCUCAGUGAUGUGCAGCUACAACGCUGUGAACGGAAUUCCGUCUUGCGCCAACACCUGGCUCCUCCAGACAGUUCUACGCGACUUUUGGGGUUUCGAUGACGAGCGGUUCGUGGUAUCGGACUGUGAUGCCAUCGGAAAUUUCAUUGACCACGAUUUUUCGCCCGAUUUGGCUCAUGCUGCGGCAUCGGGAAUGAAUGCGGGCACAGACAUUGACUGUGGUUCGACCUACCCGGACAAUCUUGGUGAUGCGCUAUCUGCGGGUUUGGUCAACACCUCAACCAUCGCGCGAGCUUUGACACGCCAGUAUACCACUCUUGUGCGUCUUGGAUAUUUCGACCCCCCAGCCUCUCAGCCCUUCCGUCAAUUGACUUUCGCGGCCGUCAACGCUCCCAGCUCCCAAGCACUCGCUUACCAAGCCGCAAUAGAAGGUAUCGCGCUUCUGAAGAACGAUGGUACAUUGCCUUUGUCCAAGGGCAAAAAAGUGGCUAUCAUUGGUCCGUGGGGAAAUGCCACCACCCAAAUGCAAGGGAAUUAUCAAGGAGAGGCACCAUUCCUCAUCAGUCCACUUGCUGCCGCACAAACAGCGGGUCUCAAGCCCACAUUCGCCGCUGGGGCAGCAAUCAACUCCUCCGACACCAGUGGUUUCGCAGCAGCGAUAGCGGCCGCUCGAUCAUCCGACGUUAUUCUGUAUUUUGGCGGGAUCGAUACGUCUAUUGAGGCAGAGGGUCACGAUCGAGACGUCAUUUCGUGGCCACAAACACAGCUGGACCUGAUUUCUCAACUGGAAACUUUAGGCAAACCGCUUAUAAUAACGCAGUUCGGCGCAGGCCAGAUUGAUAGCGCAGCAUUGAAGAGUAGUAAAAACGUGAGCGCUAUCAUCUGGGGUGGAUAUCCAGGCCAGAGUGGAGGAACCGCUGUCAUAGACAUCAUUACGGGCAAAGUCUCCCCGUCUGGUCGACUGCCCGUGACCCAGUACCCUGCCGACUUCAUCCAUCAAGUACCGAUGACAGAUAUGUCUAUGCGACCAAGCUCCACCAAUCCUGGUCGGACAUACAAAUGGUUUACUGGAACUCCGACAUUUGAGUUUGGAACGGGUUUGAGCUUCGGGUCAUUCGCGUUGAGCUUUGCCGGGACACCUAAAGCGACAUAUGAUAUCCAAGAUCUUGUCAGUGGCGCCAGAGGGGCCACCCAUCUCGAUUUGGGAUCCUUCGACACAUUCCACGUUGACCUGCACAACAAAGGCACCGUCGCAUCAGACUUCAUUGUGCUGAUGUUCGUCAAAACGACAGCAGGGCCAGCGCCGUUCCCAAACAAAUCCCUUGUUGGCUACACACGAGCGAAAGACGUCAAAUCCGGCCAAAUUUCGACCGCUAGUGUUACCGUAACAUUGGGGAGCAUUGCGCGAACGGAUGAGAGCGGGACUGCAUGGCUUUUCCCGGGAGAUUACUCGUUGUUGGUCGACGUGCCCACGGCCAUGACCCAUAAUUUCCGGUUGACAGGCAGGCAGGCAAAAAUUUCUAGUCUUCCUCCUCCUCCAUCGUAG
This is a messenger RNA of Mycena indigotica, 2328 nucleotides long. RefSeq names its product Glycoside hydrolase family 3 protein. The record is from RefSeq and is a predicted model, not a curated record. Gene Ontology annotation, biological process: arabinan catabolic process; xylan catabolic process. Gene Ontology annotation, molecular function: alpha-L-arabinofuranosidase activity; xylan 1,4-beta-xylosidase activity. Bases 1 to 2328 code for a protein of 775 amino acids. The transcript is spliced from 7 exons. NCBI's taxonomy places the organism in Eukaryota, Fungi, Basidiomycota, Agaricomycetes, Agaricales, Mycenaceae. Gene Ontology annotation, cellular component: plant-type cell wall.